Molecule: messenger RNA, 3672 nt
Organism: Liolophura sinensis
Lineage: Eukaryota; Metazoa; Mollusca; Polyplacophora; Chitonida; Chitonidae
Product: dihydropyrimidine dehydrogenase [NADP(+)]-like
Biological process (GO): thymine catabolic process; uracil catabolic process
Cellular component (GO): cytoplasm; cytosol
Molecular function (GO): dihydropyrimidine dehydrogenase (NADP+) activity; uracil binding; iron-sulfur cluster binding
Source: RefSeq, a predicted model, not a curated record
GAGUUAAGCUGAGGCGUCUCUAUCACAGUGACACUGAACCCAGUUGAGGAAAAGAUGCCGGCCACAGAUCUUACCAAGGAUGUAGCGGACAUAGAGAAUAUUCUAGCCUUGAACCCAAAGGUGCCAAAGAAAGCCAGUCUUGUUUCCAGCUCGAAAACCAAGCAGAACAAACAGCACUGGAAAAGGAACCAGGACAAGGGAUGUUCUACUUGUAGUGGUAAAGAGAAGAAUUUUGAUGACAUCAAGCACACAACACUGAGUGAGAGAGCUGCCCUGCGAGAGUCAGCAAGAUGUUUGAAAUGUGCAGAUGCUCCCUGCCAGAAAAGCUGCCCCACUCAGCUGGACAUCAAGUCUUUUAUAACAAGCAUAUCUAACAAGAACUAUUAUGGGGCCGCUAAGGCAAUCUUGUCAGACAAUCCCCUAGGGCUCACAUGUGGGAUGGUGUGCCCAACCAGCGACCUCUGCGUGGGUGGAUGUAACCUCUAUGCAUCGGAAGAAGGCCCCAUCAAUAUCGGAGGUCUCCAGCAGUAUGCCGUGGAGGUUUUUAAGGAUAUGAGAAUUGCUCAGACCAGGGACCCGGAGUUGCCUCCCUUGGCUACUCUUCCUGCCAGUUACCAAUCUAAAGUGGCUCUGAUUGGCUGUGGACCAGCCAGUAUAAGCUGUGCCACUUUCCUCGCUAGGCUUGGCUACUCUGACCUCACCAUCUUUGAAAAGCAAGAUUUCAUUGGAGGAUUAAGCUCUUCUGAAAUUCCUCAAUACAGGCUGCCAUACAGUGUGGUCAAUUUUGAGGUGCAGCUCAUGAAAGACCUAGGGGUCAAGGUUGAGCUUGGCAGAGCUCUCCACCCUAAGGACCUCACUCUUUUCUCUCUCAAAGAGAAAGGCUUUAAGGCAGUCUUUCUAGGCAUUGGUCUACCAGAGGCCAAGAGAAUCCCGAUCUUCAAGGACCUGACAGAAGGGCAGGGCUUCUACACAUCAAAGACCUUCCUACCUAAAGUGGCCAGGGCCAGUAAGGCUGGUAUGUGUGCAUGCAAGUCCCAACUACCUCAGCUGAGAGGAAAUGUCAUUGUGCUGGGAGCAGGUGACACAGCCUUUGACUGCGCCACGUCUGCAUUACGAUGCGGCGCGCGGCGGGUAUUCGUUGUGUUUAGGAAGGGAUUCACCAACAUCAGGGCUGUGCCAGAGGAGAUGGACCUUGCCCGUGAGGAGAAGUGUGAGUUUCUGCCGUUCCUGUCUCCACGGCGUGUGAUUGUGAAACAGGGUCACGUGACUGGGAUGGAGUUUGUGAGAACAGAGCAAGACGAGUCAGGAAAAUGGACAGAGGAUGAGGAGCAAAUCGUCAGGCUGAAAGCUGACAACAUCAUAUCAGCCUUUGGAUCUGGACUCCAGGAUGACCAAGUUAAGCAGGCUAUGGAACCCCUGAAGUUUAAUGAGUGGGGGCUGCCACAGGUUGACCCUGAGUCUAUGGAGACAAGUGAGCCAGGUGUUUUCUGCGGAGGGGAUCUGGCAGGUGUGGCUCAGACAACAGUAGAGUCUGUCAACGAUGGCAAACAGGCAUCUUGGUUCAUGCACAAAUAUAUACAGUCCUUGGAUAAUCACAUCAUCUCAGAAACCCCAAGUCUGCCUCGAUUCUUCACAGCCAUAGACAGUGUGGACAUUAGCAUUGAUGUGUGUGGCGUCCAUUUUGAGAACCCAUUUGGCUUAGCAAGUGCCCCACCCACCACCAGCAGCCCAAUGAUACGCCGAGCCUUUGAGUCCGGCUGGGGAUUUGCACUUACCAAAACAUUUGUUCUUGACAAGGACAUCGUGACAAAUGUGUCUCCUCGUAUCGUCAGGGGAACAACCUCAGGUCACACCUUUGGACCAGGUCAAGGGGCGUUUCUCAACAUUGAGCUGAUCAGUGAAAAAACAGCGGCCUACUGGUGUCAAAGUGUUACGGAGUUGAAACGAGACUUCCUGAGAAGGUAUUAAACAAUUUAUAUUCUAAUAGCCAGUGUUAUGUGCUCUUACAGCGAAGAAGAUUGGACUGAAACUGCCAAAAUGGCAAGAGAGUCCGGAGCUGACGCCUUGGAACUAAACCUUUCCUGCCCACACGGCAUGGGGGAGAGGGGUAUGGGUCUGGCCUGCGGACAGGAUGAGACUCUGGUCAGAAACAUCUGCAAAUGGGUGAGGGCUGCAGUGAAGAUCCCAUUCUUUGCCAAACUUACCCCCAAUGUGACCGACAUUACCGUGAUCGCUAAAGCUGCACAGGAAGGCGGUGCUGAUGGUGUUACUGCCACCAACACCGUUUCGGGUUUGAUGGGUCUUCGUCCCAACACCAACCCCUGGCCAGGUGUCGGCAGGCAGCAGAAGACUACAUAUGGAGGUGUGUCUGGAAAUGCCAUCCGACCAAUAGCACUGAGAGCUGUGUCGGCCAUUGCCCGAGCACUUCCAGGGUUUCCUAUUCUGGCUACAGGAGGGAUUGAUUCUGCUGAGGCUGGCCUACAAUUCCUACAUGCUGGGGCUUCUGUUCUACAGGUGUGCAGUGCUGUUCAGAACCAGGAUUUCACUUUGAUUGAUGAUUACACCACUGGUUUGAAGACUCUCCUGUACCUACAGUCUGUGGAAAGGCUGAACACCUGGAUGGGCCAGAGUCCUCCCACACCCAAACACCAGAAGGGUAAACCUGUACCACAACUGUCACAGCUCAUUGGUAAGAGCCUGCCAUCAUUUGGUCCGUAUCAAAAGCAGAAAGAGGACUUGGUUGCCAAGAUGAAAACAGAUGUUGAUCUUCUUGGGAAGGAGUUACUUCCCCCUGCUGAGAGACCUGCUAGCAAACCGUCAAAACCACUGCCUAAAGUCAAGGAAAUGAUUGGUCUGGCCCUGUCCAAAAUUGGAGCCUAUAAUGACCUGGAUAAUGUACAGCAGGUGGUGGCCCUGAUAGAUGAGGACAUGUGCAUUAACUGUGGCAAAUGCUACAUGGCAUGCAAUGAUUCUGGCUACCAGGCUAUCGUGUUUGACCCUGACACCCACCUGCCAAAGGUUAAUGAAGACUGCACAGGUUGCACUCUUUGUCUCUCAGUCUGCCCAAUCAUUGAUUGCAUAACCAUGGUAAGGAGGACAACACCUUACUCACCCAAAAGGGGGAUUCCCCUCAACACAGCUGUCCAAUCAGUGCUUCCAUCACAGUGAGGUUUCACUUGUUCCAAAUAAUAUAUCUACUUGGUGAAGAUUGGUCAGUGUAAAAAUUGUUCUCAUCGUUGUAAUGAUCGGUGCCUUGGGAAUGAAAUCAGUGCAUUUCCUAGUUGUAUCUUUAAUGCCAUAUAAUCUGUAACCUGAAUUUGGUGCAACCGUAAUAAUUUUUUUUGUGUUAUAUUGUCAGUAGACCCUAUUUGUAUUUUAUCAUUAUCAGUACUUGCUUUUUGCAAAUUGUUAAACUGUGCAACACUUUACAACUUCUUUAAACAGUUUAUCUUAAUUGUUCUGUUUUUGCUAGUUUGUCUCGUAGGAUUUAUGGUACAGGAAAUUUGUUUAUAUUGCCUUGGCGUAGUUCGGCAAAUUCUGCUCGGUACAUGCCCAGGCAUUCACUUUCUGAAUUUAGGCGGACCAUAACAUUCUAAACUUAGAACAUAGUAAAAAUUUAUUUUGGCAAACAAGUUACACAUGUGUACAACCUGGUAUACUAAACAAAAAAAC